AUGGACCACGGUAUAUUUCUCAAGCAAGUAACAAUAGCAAUUUGUGUCACGCACUUCAAUUAUCUCAUGAACCUCCAGGGUAUACCCAUAUCUCAAGUAUCAUAUGCCAAAGGGAAUCCUAACUACGACGAGUUAGAAGCCUCGCGAUGGCAAGCAGCACAAGUCUCAACUCUCAGUGUUUGCAACUUCGACAAAGUGUUUGAUCUCGCGGGACCAAUCCGCAUCGACUCCAUAUCAUCACGUCAGUCACCUGCAUUAACAAUGGAGAUUAGAGUGUUCUUUGAGCUUGAUCGAACGCUGGGCAAUGGUGAAAUCAUCGGAAAACUUCAAACAUCGUGGGAUGAGUUGCUCAAUCAUGGAGAUGAACAAUUCGAACUGUCCUUCCCACCCGUUCGUGGUGUCAAUCCUUCGCUCACGCUGAAGGCCACUGUUGUACAUGCUAGCGAUAAUCAGGACGGCGCACUACUUGACUCCCUCGUAGACUGCGAGACUGUCCGAGAAACAGAUGCGGGCCAUCCACUCCUCGUUGAUGAGGAUUACUACGCUCGUGUGGAGGGUCGCGAGAUCAUAUCCAACCUUUCCAAAGCUGCCGGUUUUGCACACAUGAUUUUCACUAUGAGUCCUGACAUUGACCAUGCUGACGAUAAGAAGUCGUGGCAGGCGCGUCAUACCCGUAUCCGUAUCGUGCAACAGAUCACUAUCAUGAUGGGCUGCGCCGUCUUACCCCAUCUUCGUAAUCUCGUGGCCUGCAUUGCGCACGGUCUGCAGGAUGAGCAGCAGAAAGUGCGGACCAUGACUGCACUCGGGCUUGCCGCCCUUGCUGAAGCAGCCACGCCCUACGGUAUCGAGUCCUUCGAUGAGGUACUGAAGCCUCUCUGGCUUGGUAUUCGUCUGCAUCGUGGCAAGGGUCUUGCUGCCUUCUUGAAGGCUAUCGGUUUCAUUAUUCCCCUCAUGGACCCCGAGUACGCAUCCUACUACACCAAGGAAGUCACAGUCAUUCUCAUUUGUGAAUUUCAAACCUCUGAUGAAGAGAGGAAGAAGAUCGUCCUCAAGGUGGUCAUCCCCGAGUCCAAAGGGCAACACAGAGGAGAACAUGGCGGACACACAGGAUCACAUCGAUGCAACCGUGACACAGCUCUUCUACACGAGCAACAUGUUCCACGACUUGACCUACCGUUGAGUUUUACUUUGGAUGUGGCGGACGGCAGUGGGUUUAACAAUGCCAAUUUUAUGACGCCCCCCGAUGCGCAGAAUGGUCGAUGCCGUAUGUACCUCUGGAACACGGCAAACCCUUACCGCAAUGGUGACAUGGAAGCUGACAUCGUCAUCCACGAGCUUGCGCAUAGUCUCAGCACGCGCUUGACGGGUGGCCCCAAGAACAAGCUGGUCGAGAUUCAGAGACGACCUGAGGCAUGGGCGUUGAUUGUAUCUUUCCUCGAACAUCCCGACACAAAUGUGCAAUUCUUUGGCGCACAUACUGCGCAGGUUAAGAUCAUGUGCGACUGGGAUUCAUUUCCUGAGGAAAACGCCGAACAUCUACGAGACUUACUGCUCAAGCUCACCUCUCACUCAACAUUGACGGGAAAAGGCGAAGUAGUGUGCCGCAAACUGUUUGUCACAAUCACAUCACUUGCACUCCAAUUUGCGCCUGGUUCUCCCUCAAGGUGGCCAGACUGGAUAGUGUCGGCAGUGAAUUCUCUCUCUUCCUCUGGCAUGCCUCCAGAACAACUCCUUGCCUUCCUUACCAUAGUCGAUGAAGAGGUCGAAACGGCCGACCUUCUAGGGCCCAGAUGCAAAUGCACCAGUCUCUUCUUGACGCCUCUCCGAUGGUAG
This is a messenger RNA of Suillus clintonianus, 1833 nucleotides long. RefSeq names its product Fungalysin metallopeptidase-domain-containing protein. Lineage: Eukaryota; Fungi; Basidiomycota; Agaricomycetes; Boletales; Suillaceae. The record is from RefSeq and is a predicted model, not a curated record. The transcript has 14 exons. Gene Ontology annotation, biological process: spliceosomal complex assembly. Bases 1 to 1833 code for a protein of 610 amino acids. Gene Ontology annotation, molecular function: zinc ion binding; metalloendopeptidase activity; mRNA binding. Gene Ontology annotation, cellular component: catalytic step 2 spliceosome; U2-type prespliceosome; U12-type spliceosomal complex.